Messenger RNA from Dracunculus medinensis (Guinea worm), 486 nucleotides. Lineage: Eukaryota; Metazoa; Nematoda; Chromadorea; Rhabditida; Dracunculidae. The record is from the annotation of a GenBank genome assembly.
UUUAAUUUAAUUUCAGGUGAUGUCAUUAUCGUUAUCUCACAGGUUAUUGUAGCAGUACAAAUGGUUCUAGAGCAAAAAAUAUUGAUGAAAUCUGAUGUACCGGCCUUACUUGCUGUCGGUUUGGAAGGAGUCUUCGGCUUCUUAAUCUUAUCAUUUUUGUUAAUUCCAAUGUAUUUGAUUGUGCCUCCUUCUUUUUUACGUCGACCAGGGAAUCAUUUGGAAGAUAUUUUAGAUGCAUUUUAUGAAAUAUCUCGUAGUUCCGAACUUGUUGUUUCCCUUUUAACGAUUAUUGCAAGCAUAGCUUUUUUUAAUUUUGCGGGUAUAUCUGUAACUAAAUAUAUGUCUGCAACAACUAGGAUGGUACUUGAUAACGUUCGAACUUUCAUCAUUUGGGGUUUAUCUGUAUUUCUUUUCCACAGCAGAUUCAUACCUUUGCAGGUAUUCUAUCCUAUUCGUUUUUUUUUUUUUCAGCCUGGAAAUGUAUAA